Molecule: messenger RNA, 282 nt
Organism: Colletotrichum navitas
Lineage: Eukaryota; Fungi; Ascomycota; Sordariomycetes; Glomerellales; Glomerellaceae
Exons: 1
Molecular function (GO): protein binding
Source: RefSeq, a predicted model, not a curated record
AUGAAGCCUGUCGACAUACCUACUGUCCCACCAUGCCUUUGCCCUUCGAGACACACUAAGGCAUACUCAGCCGCCACAUUAGAUGUUGCUCCUAACGACGACGGCUUACCGUGGGUAACAGCGCUGCACAUAGCCUUAACACACAAUCAAAUAGAUACUGCAAGGCUCCUUGUUGAGAGAGGAGCUAACUGGGCAACUGCGCCAUUUGGUACGCGCGGUGUUACUGCCUUAAUGGUUGUCUGCGCCAACGGAAUUGUUCCGUUCCUUGAUUACUUGGUUGAG